This is a messenger RNA of Oncorhynchus kisutch (coho salmon), 7792 nucleotides long. RefSeq names its product receptor-type tyrosine-protein phosphatase gamma. NCBI's taxonomy places the organism in Eukaryota, Metazoa, Chordata, Actinopteri, Salmoniformes, Salmonidae. Gene Ontology annotation, biological process: protein dephosphorylation. The coding region runs from base 604 to 4848 and encodes 1414 amino acids. The transcript has 29 exons. The record is from RefSeq and is a predicted model, not a curated record. Gene Ontology annotation, molecular function: protein tyrosine phosphatase activity; protein binding.
AAUAAGUACUUGAUACAAUGUUUUAGUGUUGCUGUAGGUUUAUUAGAAUUCCAAAAGACGGCGCUAGGAUCCAGCGUCCCGAGCUCUGAUUUCCCUCCCGACCGUGCAGCUCGAUCCAUUCUAAACGGUCCGCCAGAACCCUCACACGCAUGCCGCUACUUCCUGGAUGGAAGAAUGGAACGCUUCCAGCGCUGCCCUUGCCUUUGCAACAUUCUCUCUACAAUCAAUCUAAGUGACCGCUGAAAGGACGAACACAUACAAUCAGUAUUAUUCGAACACUUUCUCUUCAAGUUUACGAAAUUGAGUCGGACUCGUUUACUUUUCCUCUAGGAUUGACUUUUUUCUCUGUGAAAAGAAAGCCUGUCUGCAUGUGGCGGACCAUCACAACUAUUUAUCUGCGGUCCGCAUCCAUAGAUAUUCUUCGAAACAUAUGCUGAAUUUGUUUCAAUUGAAUUACCAUCAAACUAAAUUCAAUUUGGGGUUGCAGUUGUGUUCAAAUCCUAUGUGGUUUACGUGUGUUUUCUGCAAUCAAGUUUAUGUAAUUUUGUAGACCUCAAACUUUGUCACCCGUUGCCUUCUGUUGCUCUCGAUGACUAUUCUGACAUGCGGCGAAUACUGGAAUCUAGCCACUGGUGGACCUUAUCCUUCAUGUUUUCAGCAUUGGCCAUGUUUACCCACUGCUAUCCUGCUCUACAGGGUGGCCAGUCGGGGCCAGUAGAAAAAGAGCAUCAUGGGAGCAUGGGGGGCAGGGUGAGGGAGAGGAGGGCGGCAGGAGGAGACUCCUACUGGGCUUAUUCAGGGACCCACGGGACUGGGGGCUGGGCCUCCUCCUACCCUGAGUGUGUGGAGAGGAACCAAUCACCAGUGGAUAUUUCAGACGAGGAUGCCCAGGUGUCUCAGGAGUACCAGGAGCUGACCCUCAAUGGGUUCAACGCUGAGUCGUCCAACAAGACCUCCAUGAAGAACACAGGGAAGACAGUGGCUGUGCUGCUGAAGGAUGACUACUUUGUACGGGGGGCAGGACUGCCUGGACGCUUCAAGGCGGAGAAGAUUGAGUUCCAUUGGGGUCAGAGUAACGGAUCAGCAGGGUCAGAACACAGCAUCAACGACAGGAAGUUCCCUGUGGAGAUGCAGCUCUACCUGUACAAUUCUGAUGACUUUGACAGUCUCAGUGCGGCCAUCAAGGAGAAACGCAUGAUUGCUGCGCUGGCUGUGUUCUUUGAGGUGGGGCGGAGAGACAAUCCAUCUGUAGAGCCCAUCAUCCAGGGACUGAAACGGGUGGUACACCACGAGAAGGAGACAUUCCUGAGUCCAUUUAUCCUGAGGGAUCUGCUACCAUCAUCGUUGGGGAGUUACUACCGCUACACAGGCUCUCUCACCAGCCCGCCCUGCAGCAAGGUGGUCGAGUGGAUCGUCUUCUCCAGGCCCGUCUUACUCUCCCACUCACAGCUGGAUGCAUUCUACUCCAUCUUCACCACGGAGCAGCAGGACCAUGUGAAGUCAGUAGAGUACCUGAGAAACAACUACAGACCCCUCCAGGACCUGGACAACAGGCAGGUGUCGAAGUCCGCUGUUAAAGAUGCCUGGCAGAGGGAACUGACUGACAGCCUGGGACUAGGUACAGGUGUCAUCACAGACGCAUCCAGAGUCUGCAGCAGUGCCCCAGUCAACAUGAAGAUCCAGCCACUGAACGGCACUGCCCUGUUGGUGAGCUGGCAGCGCCCGCUAGUGGUCUACCACCCGCCUAUCACCAGCUUCAUGGUCUCCUACAGCUGGAUGAAGAGUGACGUGGCCUACGAGAAGACUGGGGACCAGAACAUGAAGGCGGUGAUAACCCACGUGUCUCCAGACAUCCUGUAUCUGUUCAGAGUCCAGGCGGUGUGCCAGAGAGACCUACGCAGUGACUUCAGCCAGACACUGCUCUUCAGAGCUAACACCACCAGGAUAUUUGAGGGAACACGGAUAGUGAAGACUGGAAUGCCCACCGUCUCCCCAGCCUCCUCGGCGGACAUGGCUCCUAUCAGCUCCGGCUCCUCCACCUGGACCUCCUCUGGCCUCCCCUUCUCCUUUGUCUCCAUGGCUACAGGGGGUAUCGGCCCAUCCUCCAGCAGCAGUCAAGCGACGGUGGCAUCGGUGGUGACCAGCACACUGUUGGCUGGCCUGGGCUUCAGCGGAGGGGUCAUCUCUUCCCUGCCAGGCUCUCUCUGGCCCACCCAGGCCCCUGCAGCCAGCCCUGUGUCUAAUCCUGGCCCGGGUCCCAUCCCCAGCCGCCAGCCUACCCAGUCCCAGGCCUCCACUGAGCUCCCUACAGCCCGUCAGGGUGGUUCUGACACAGACACCCCCACAGCGGAGGAGGAGGCAGGGAUGGACAGGGAGGCUGAGGGGGAGGAGGGAGAGGGAGAGAAGGAUGAAGGGGAAGACAACAGGAGGAAGAAGAAUAACAAGACAGUGCCUGAUGAGGUGGAGACAAAGAUGAACAGCACCGUGGUCAAAGUGCCCUCCUCCCAUGUCCCUACCCCCACAGCCAAAGAGAAAGGACAGGGGCAGGGAGAGCCUGUGGCUAACAGCACCACUGUGCCUCCCAGUGUAGGGGAGGACCAACUUUUCAGAGCGGACAGUAGCUCAGGGCCCACGGUGCAGCCAAAGAAGGACACAGCAGAGAGAGAGAUGCAGAUUCCCCAGAGCCCAACACGCUCCCCAAAGACUGGUGGGGAGAAGAGCCUUUGGCCUUUCUCUGUCCACACGGAUAGAACUAGUGUGUCCAACAUGACCCGCAGCUCUCACCCUGGGGGGGGCCGGAUGGAGUGGAUCGUCCCGCUGGUGGUGGUCUCAGCCCUCACCCUGCUCUGCCUCGUCAUGCUACUGGCUGUCCUGGUCUACUGGAGGAGGUUUUUCCAGACAGCUCACUUCUAUGUGGAGGACAGUAGUUCUCCCAGGGUGGUGGCCAAUGAGAACAUCCCUGUCAUCCCCAUCCCAGAUGACAUGGAUGCCAUCCCUGUCAGGCAGUUCAUCAAACACAUCAUGGAACUCUACUCCAACAACUUGCACGGGUUCUCUGAGGAGUUUGAGGAGGUUCAGCGUUGUACGGUGGACCUUAAGAUCACUGCAGAACAUUCCAAUCAUCCUGACAACAAGCACAAAAACAGAUACAUCAACAUCGUGGCCUACGAUCACAGUAGGGUGAAGUUACGACCCCUGGCUGGCAAGGAUGCUAAACACAGUGACUACAUGAACGCUAACUAUGUAGAUGGUUACAACCAUCCCAAGGCCUACAUCGCCGCCCAGGGCCCUCUCAAAUCCACCUUCGAGGACUUCUGGAGGAUGGUGUGGGAACAGAACACCGGUAUCAUCGUCAUGAUCACCAACCUGGUAGAGAAAGGAAGGAGAAAAUGUGACCAAUACUGGCCCACAGAGAGCAGUGAGGAGUAUGGCAACAUUGUGGUGACUCUAAAGAGUACUAAAGUUCACGCCUGUUACACACUGAGACAAUUCCUCAUACGGAACACCAAAGUCAAAAAGGGUCAGAAGGGCAACCCGAAGGGGCGUCAGAACGAGCGGAUGGUGAUCCAGUAUCACUACACCCAGUGGCCUGACAUGGGCGUUCCGGAAUACACCCUACCUGUCCUCACCUUUAUAGGGCGCUCCUCUGCAGCACGCGCACCUGGCAUGGGCCCUGUCCUAGUGCACUGCAGUGCUGGAGUCGGGAGGACGGGUACGUACAUCGUCCUCGACAGCAUGCUGCAGCAGAUCAAAGACAAAAGCACAGUCAACGUCUGGGGCUUUCUCAAACACAUCCGCACACAACGCAACUACCUGGUCCAGACAGAGGAGCAGUAUGUGUUCAUCCAUGAUGCCCUGAUGGAGGCCAUCCUGGGCAGUGAGACAGAGGUACCCGCCUGGCAGCUCCAUGGUUACGUCAACAGCAUCCUCACCCCCGGCCUGGGGGGCCGCACCCGCCUCGACAAGCAGUUCAGGCUGCUGACCCAGAGUAACGGCAGCUUCGUGGAGUGUUUCAGCGCCCAGAAAGACUGCAACAAGGAGAAGAACCGCAACUCCUCAGUAGUUCCAUCGGAACGAGCUCGCGUAGGACUGGCCCCUCUCCCUGGAAUGAAAGGCACAGACUAUAUCAAUGCCUCCUACAUAAUGGGUUACUACAGGAGUAAUGAGUUCAUCAUUACCCAGCAUCCUUUACCCCACACCACCACAGACUUCUGGAGAAUGAUCUGGGACCACAAUGCCCAAAUCAUCGUCAUGCUUGCAGACAACCAUGGUUUGGCUGAGGAUGAGUUUGUGUACUGGCCGAGCAGAGAGGAGGCAAUGAACUGCCUAGCUUUCACCGUCACCCUGAUCAGCAAGGACAGACUGUGUCUCUCCAACGAAGAACAGAUCAUCAUCCACGACUUCAUCUUGGAGGCGACGCAGGAUGACUAUGUCCUGGAGGUGAGACAUUUCCAGUGCCCUAAAUGGCCCAACCCCGAUGCCCCUCUCAGCGGUACCUUUGAGCUCAUCAACGUCAUCAAAGAGGAGGCUAUGACCCGAGACGGACCCACCAUUAUACACGAUGAAUUUGGGGCAGUGUCUGCAGGGACUCUGUGUGCCCUCACCACCUUGUCUCAGCAGUUGGAGAGUGAAGGGGCUGUGGAUGUCUAUCAGGUGGCUAAGAUGAUCAACCUCAUGAGGCCGGGAGUCUUCACAGACAUAGAGCAGUACCAGUACCUGUACAAGGCCAUGCUGAGCCUGGUGAGCAGCAGAGACAGUGGGAUCAGCCCCAUCUACAUGGACACUAAUGGAGUCGUGGUCAUCAUUGACCAAUCAGAUCCUGCUGAGAGCAUGGAGUCGCUGGUCUGACUGGUUACUGGUCUGACUGACCACACCAUCAUCCGAAGGCACUUAAUUUGUACAACUCUGAGGAACAAAGAGAACUUUGGCGGACUUUCCUUGAGGCCUUUUUAGCCAGAAAUAUUGGUUAAAUGAAUAACCUGAUUACCUUUUUUACACUGAUAUAAACUUUUUUGAUAUUUAUUUUUUUCUUCAUAAUUGUUUGUCUUAAUUGUUAUCCUGCUGAGAGUUGUUAACUGUUACAUUGUUUCACGCGAGGAAAAAGAAAGCGUCUCUGUCCAGUUUACACUACACUGUCGGUGUUACUGCCUAAAACCCUGUUAGAUAAUACAGUACCAUUAACGAGACCCUGGCUCCACUGUACUCUACACUCAUUGGAUCUCUUUGGAUUGUGGCAAAGAAGAGACUGUAGCUUCAAUGAAUGAAGAAUGAGGACCAAGGACAACCCUGAAGGUCAACAUGGUCCAGUCCAAUAGAUUUCUCAAUACAGAUUAUCAGAGUUCAGUGUAUGACAGUACAGCUCACUUAACAAGCAUUGCAACACAUCGGGUCAACUCUUCGGUUAGACUUUAUUGUCGUAUUCCGUCUGUAGAUGCUCUACAGAUUUAUCAGUAAGAUUUCAACUCUACUACUUACAGAUUGCCUUAUAGAAAUGUAAAGGUCAUUUCCGAAAUGCAGCGUUUACGUGAUUGCAGUCUCCGCUAACGCAGGAACAUUGCCUUUACAUUUCUAUCAAGUUGUAAUGCUGAAUUUCUGCGACACAGAUUGAAUAGAGCCCUUAAUUCCUACAUACUCUCCCUUAAUUCCUACAAAUGCAAUGAGUGAGAGUAGGAUAAUGUUAAAGAAAAAAGAUUAAUAUGAAAAUAUAAAGGUCUAUGAUGAUCACACAGCAUAGAUUAUAACUUCCAAGAAGAUUGGUCCUUGAAGUAAAUAUGUACAUGACCUUGAAAUAGCAAAUUACACGAAUGUUAUAAAUGAAAUAUGUAUAAAGCAUAAAGUUAAUAAUAAUAACAAUAAUAGUUACAGGCAAAAACUUUUUUUUGCUGCCAAUAACCAUUUCGUGACAAAUGAGCAUGUAGGCUGUGUUUACACAGGCAGUGCUAUUCUGAUAUUUGUUUCACUAAUUGGUCUUUCGACCAAUCAGAUCUGAAAAAGAUCUGAUGUAAAAGAAAUCUAGGAUUGGUCAAAAGAGUUAGGCGGCCUGUGUAAAUGCAGCCAUAGUAAGUCAGGACUUUUCUUCAAAUGUUGGAGAGUUGUGACUUCAUUUAACAAGAUACUCGUUGAGAGAGAAGAGCAAAAAAUAGGAACAAAUAGGAAAAUACAGCAUGUAUGUAUCAGUACAGGAUACAGUAUAGAUGGGUAAAGUAGAUGUAUGUAUCAGUACAGGGUACAGCUACAGGAUACAGUAUAGAUGGGUAAAGUAGAUGUAUGUAUCAGUACAGGAUACAGUAUAGAUGGGUAAAGUAGAUAUUGUGGUUUGGUGUAGGCGUUAGAUAAAAACAACCUAUUUUAGCCCAGUUAAAACAACAUGGAGCAGUAUGGACUGACACAUUGGACUGGGUUUUAGGAUAAAAGCUUCAUGUGACACUUGUUUACAUUUUGGGCAAACAACUUUGUUGCAAUUUUCAACCAUGUCUUUGGUUAUAAUGACAGUAAAACACUUCACCCUCCAGAUUAUGUUUAGACCAAGAACUCCAUUCAUAUGGUAAAAUGAAAGCCAUGUUUAAUAUGACGUAAACUCCGUUGUAAUGGAACAAUUGAUGCCAGACGAGUCACAUGUAGACCUGGGUUUAGAAACUAACUAGUAUAAUUUAUUAAAACAAAAUUGACAAUAUGGGUCUCAGUGUGUCCAAGCACCAAUCCACACAAGGCGAGAGGAGGAAUGACAGAGUAUACAAAACCAGUUGCUUAAUAUGAUCAAGUAUAUAGUCAUAUGGAUUACAAAACAAUAGAAAUCGUAAUAUAAAGCAAUGAAUGUUCACAGUAGUUGUUGUAAUACCACUUUAAAAAAAUCUAAGUAAUGGGUACAAUUUACAAAUAGAAUGGAGAUAUUUGGGUAAUAAAGGAAUAGUAUGUAUAAUCUCCAGAUUAUAAAUGCUCCUGGGAUAAGGUGUGUUUUACUGAAUAAGAAGCGUUGGGUAUACUUUAUUUGGAUAGUCCUGAUAGAGCAUCUACAGAUGGGCAUACCAUCAACAAACGAUCUGUUGAUAAGCAACUGCUUGCUAAGGUUACGGUCAGAGUCAGGUAUAGAAUAAGGUUUAGGGUAAGGGUUACAUUUAGGAUAAAGGUUAGGGCUAUAGAGCCCCAAGGCUCCAAAUAAACACGUAGACCGACAUCACAUUCCAGCACAAGUCCAUUACUGCAUCUAAAAUAGCACCCUAUUCUCUAUAUAGCGCCAUACUUUUGGGCUCCUGAGCAGCAUUCUAAGGCACUGCAUCUCAGUGCUAGAGGCGUCACUACAGACCCUGGUUCGAUUCCAGGCUGUAUCACAACCGGCCGUGAUUGGGAGUCCCGUAGGGGUUUUGAUCUUAGCUGACUUGCCUAGUUCAAUAGAGGUUAAAUUAAAUUAAAUACUUUUGGUGAAAAAGAGUGCACUAUAUAGGGAAUAAGGUACCAUGAUUAUUUUUUUGUUCUGUCUGGGUAAAGAAUGUUAUUACUCCCCUUUUGAAUAUCAGACCAAUUUGUGCUAUGGAUGGAAAACAUCCAGGGAGUCACUGAGUAAAGUUUGCUGACUCAAUCCAUCUAAGUUCAGCAUUCAUUCUAUUUUGUAAACUUGAAGAUAAAGAAAUGUUUUUUCCAUUUAUUAUAUUCUGUCAUUGUAUGAUUGUACCAUGGUGUUGCAUUACUAUGGUACUGUUAUAUGAUAUCAUGUUAUUGAAGUUUAAUAGUGCUAUUUAAUACGUAAAUUGUAUUGCUAUACAUUAAAUAAAGUAUUGGUUUUGAUGUACUUCAA